Ostreobium quekettii is the source of this 369-nucleotide messenger RNA. The record is from the annotation of a GenBank genome assembly. Lineage: Eukaryota; Viridiplantae; Chlorophyta; Ulvophyceae; Bryopsidales; Ostreobiaceae.
AUGCUCUCCAACGGCAAGCGGCGACUCUCCGAUGCUUUUCAGGCGGACGCGGCCCCCCUCUGGCUCCGCCGCCAGCGCAUGAGGUUGCAGGACAGGUGUGUGAACCCCCCCCCCCCGACCCUGGAAGUCUACGACACACACUGUUGCCAGCCCGCAGGCUUUUGCUUUGCUUUGCUUUGUCCUUUCACAGCUAGAGGCCUUGUGGCGUGCGGCUGCACCUCGAACAUUUGUCCACCCUGGCCGAUCGCUGCGUACGCGGACCCUGCAAGCCCGCCUCAUGGGCUGCCCCGCGUCAACGCAACGAGCUGCCUGCCCAGAGCGGCAGCCGCCCCAGGUCAGUGGGCCGAUGGGGAGCCUAGCGGUCCCUGA